Messenger RNA from Zalophus californianus (California sea lion), 231 nucleotides. Its product is annotated as small ubiquitin-related modifier 2-like. The record is from RefSeq and is a predicted model, not a curated record. NCBI's taxonomy places the organism in Eukaryota, Metazoa, Chordata, Mammalia, Carnivora, Otariidae. The transcript is spliced from 2 exons. Gene Ontology annotation, cellular component: nucleus. Gene Ontology annotation, biological process: protein sumoylation. Gene Ontology annotation, molecular function: protein tag activity; ubiquitin-like protein ligase binding. Bases 1 to 231 code for a protein of 76 amino acids.
AUGGCUGACGAAAAGCCCAAGGAAGGAGUCAAGACUGAGAACAACGAUCAUAUUAAUUUGAAGGUGGCGGGGCAGGAUGGUUCUGUGGUGCAGUUUAAGAUUAAGAAGCAUACACCACUUAGUAAACUAAUGAAAGUCUAUUGUGAACAACAGGACACACCUGCACAGUUGGAAAUGGAGGCUGAAGAUACAAUUGAUGUGUUCCAGCAGCAGACAGGAGGUGUCUACUAA